Molecule: messenger RNA, 420 nt
Organism: Parastagonospora nodorum SN15
Lineage: Eukaryota; Fungi; Ascomycota; Dothideomycetes; Pleosporales; Phaeosphaeriaceae
Exons: 2
Coding region: 1-420 (139 amino acids)
Source: RefSeq, a predicted model, not a curated record
AUGCCGAAGUUGUCGCCUCCACCACGCAAGGCCUUCAAAAAUAUCUGGGUUCUCCUUCGCGUUUGCAUGGACGAGGCGGCCGUCCGUUUGAACAAUGUCAAAGUUGACGACGUGUCGUGGAUGAAGCCUUCUCGUGAACAAAAGAACGAAAGCCCGCCGGCGAUCGUAUUUAGUGCGAGCGGCUCCAACAGACACGACUUCGUCCUUAAUCUCAAUACUGGUGAGAUAGCGCAGGUCGAUGGUGACGCCAGGGUCGUCGAUGUUCGAACAGCCUGGCACAGGCUGCUGGCCUGCGCCGCGAACAACGAGACGUGCUGCGCCGCUCAGGAUACGGGGUCUGAUUACGUCCACGAACUUUCAAACAUCGACCCUGGUGCGGGGCAGAACAAUGGCAGCUGGGCUAAGCCCGCUCUGCAGUAG